This is a messenger RNA of Rangifer tarandus platyrhynchus (Svalbard reindeer), 654 nucleotides long. The record is from the annotation of a GenBank genome assembly. NCBI's taxonomy places the organism in Eukaryota, Metazoa, Chordata, Mammalia, Artiodactyla, Cervidae.
AUGGAGGAUUUCCCGCCGAGUUACGGGGUGGUUGGUGAGGAGCCGGUCGAGGAGGCCGAGGCCCAGGUGGCGGCCUGGAGUGGGGACAGCGGCAAUGUGUCGCUGAGCCACGGCAGCGCCUCGGGGCCGUGGGAGGACGAGGGCCCGGAGUCGGGCGCGCCGAGCCGGGAUCCGCCGCUGCUGCGCCGCGCCGCCGCGGGCUACGCCUCCUGCCUGCUGCCAGGCGCGGGGGCGCGGGCCGAGAUCGGGGCGCUGGACGCUAGCCUGGAGGACCUGCUCACCAGGGUGGACGAGUUUGUGGGCAUGCUGUACAUGCUGCGCGGCGACUCCUCUCACGUAGUCGGCGAGGGCGUGCCUCUCAUUUACGCCAAGGCCACCGAGAUGCGGCGAGUCUACAGCAAGAUCGACCGGCUGGAGGCCUUUGUGGGCAUGGUCAGCGCCAGCGUAGCCAGGCUGCAGGAGCAGGUCGCCAGGGCGGAGGCCGAGCUGGGGACGUUCCCCAGUACGCUCAGGAAACUGCUGCCCACGAUUAACGUUCCCUCGUUUUUCCACAAGCCGCCCUCCGGCAGGUCCCAACUGACGGGCUACGAACACCCCGUCGUCUUUCGGAUGGAAGACCAUUUUCCCUGUUGUAGCGAAAGACAUCAGGUCUGA